GCUAAUGUUAAUAUGAGUUCGUAUAAGGUACAUGGUAAAACAGAAUUACCGCUAAUGUAUCUUACUGACAAUCGAGAAAAAAUUUGGGAAAGAUUUCAUGCCGAAUACCCAGAAGGUCUCGGCCGCACUGCAUUCUUGGAUCGAUUACGUCAAGGACCGUUCACUUUUAAGGAGGAUUUGGGCAGGUUAUGUAUAUUAUAUAACCAUUAUGGAUAUGAAAGUUUUCAUAAAUUGUCAAAUCUUGUAAUAAAAAAUGAACUUGAAAUCUCAAAACAGACUAAAUCU
Messenger RNA from Dentiscutata erythropus, 285 nucleotides. The record is from the annotation of a GenBank genome assembly. Lineage: Eukaryota; Fungi; Glomeromycota; Glomeromycetes; Diversisporales; Gigasporaceae.